CCAGCGGCUGACUGCCGCCGGGGCGUGGCCCGCCGCUCCUUCGCUCCUCUCCUCCCGGCACCCUCGGGUUCCCCGUCUCCCUACCUUCCUCCGUUCUCUGCAUUUCCAUCUCCUCUCUCCCCUUGCCAUGCAUUUGUCUUCUCUGUCACCUGCACAUUGCUCUUUCUGUCUCCUCUUUCUUUGCCCUCACCAUAAAUUUAUGUUUUCUCUUCGUUCUCGAUUCCUGUCCCCCACUCCUCUGUCUCUGUAUUUCCAUCCCUCUGCACUUUCCACGACUUCAGGAACGCCCAGGCUGGGGGCGACAGCCAUCCGGAACCAAGCCUUUUGCUCUGGGUUUGGGAAGGGUCCCUGGGUUGGUGGCUGCGCGGUUGGUGGCGUUUCACAAGUGCACACACACACAGCAAAUUUCCGAGCUCGGAAUUUGCUGGCAGUUCGCCUCCUUGCCGCGCCAGACGCCCUGGGUAAACGAUUUGGAGGUUCCCUUGGGCUCCAUCUAUAGCUGCAGAGAGUCGUCUCUUGGGCGGCUGAAUGGUAGUUGAAAUGGCUCUAAGGCGGUGCUGCCCUUUCAGCUUGUGGGCCGAAGCUGACCAACUCCCCGACGGUGAUUGUCAUGGUGGGCCUCCCUGCCCGAGGCAAAACUUACAUCUCCAAGAAGUUGACUCGCUACCUCAACUGGAUUGGUGUCCCAACAAAAGUGUUCAAUGUGGGUGAGUACCGCCGUGAGGCCGUGAAGCAGUACAGCUCUUACAACUUCUUCCGCCCCGACAAUGAGGAAGCCAUGAAAGUGCGAAAGCAGUGUGCCUUGGCUGCCUUGAGAGAUGUCAAAAGCUACCUGACAAAGGAAGGGGGACAAAUUGCAGUGUUUGAUGCCACCAACACUACUCGAGAGAGAAGACACAUGAUCCUGCAUUUUGCCAAAGAAAAUGACUUCAAGGCGUUUUUCAUUGAGUCCGUGUGUGAUGACCCUACAGUUGUGGCCUCCAACAUCAUGGAAGUUAAAAUCUCCAGCCCGGAUUACAAAGACUGCAACUCGGCAGAAGCCAUGGACGACUUUAUGAAGAGAAUCAGUUGCUAUGAAGCCAGCUAUCAGCCACUGGACCCUGAUAAAUGUGACAGGGACUUAUCAUUGAUCAAAGUAAUCGACGUUGGCCGGAGGUUCUUGGUGAACAGAGUUCAGGACCACAUCCAGAGCCGCAUUGUCUACUACCUAAUGAAUAUCCAUGUGCAGCCCCGCACCAUCUACCUGUGCCGGCAUGGCGAGAAUGAGUUCAACCUCCAGGGCAAGAUUGGCGGGGACUCAGGCCUGUCCAGCCGAGGCAAGAAGUUUGCCAAUGCCCUGAGCAAGUUUGUGGAGGAGCAGAACCUGAAGGACCUCCGGGUGUGGACCAGCCAGCUGAAGAGCACCAUCCAGACGGCAGAGGCGCUGAAGCUCCCCUAUGAGCAAUGGAAGGCGCUCAACGAGAUCGAUGCCGGUGUGUGUGAGGAGCUGACCUACGAGGAGAUCAGGGACACCUACCCUGAGGAGUAUGCGCUGCGUGAGCAGGACAAGUACUACUACCGCUACCCCACAGGCGAGUCCUACCAGGACCUGGUCCAGCGUUUGGAGCCUGUGAUCAUGGAGCUGGAGCGCCAGGAGAAUGUGCUGGUCAUCUGUCACCAGGCUGUCCUGCGCUGCCUGCUGGCCUACUUCCUGGAUAAGAGUGCAGAAGAGAUGCCCUACCUGAAAUGCCCCCUUCACACUGUCUUGAAACUGACACCCGUCGCUUAUGGUUGCCGUGUGGAAUCCAUCUACCUGAAUGUGGAGUCCGUGAGCACACACCGGGAGAGGUCAGAGGAUGCAAAGAAGGGACCUAACCCGCUCAUGAGACGCAAUAGUGUCACCCCACUAGCCAGCCCCGAGCCCACCAAAAAGCCUCGCAUCAACAGCUUUGAGGAGCAUGUGGCUUCCACUUCUGCUGCCCUGCCCAGCUGCCUGCCCCCGGAGGUGCCCACGCAGCUGCCCGGACAACCUUUGCUAGGGAAGGCCUGUCUACGAACUGUCUGUCACAUUUUCUCAAAGUUUUCUCCUUACUAACCUUGGAAAGAACAUGAAAGGCUCCCGGAGUGGCGCCGACUCCUCCAGGGAACACUGAAGCAGACACAUCCGGUUCCGUUCCAUUUCCACUUCUGCAGCUUAGCUUGUGCCCACCUGUCUGCCUGAGGCCAAAACAAUCCCCAGGACUUCUGGACCAGGCGGGGGUGGAUGAGAAAGGGAGACUGCUGGCUGGAGAGCAGCUGCACCCCACGGUUCCCGGAUGGCCAAGGAGACAACAGCCAUGUGGAUCCCUGCUCAGGCCACGAGCUGCGGGCCUCCCCGCCCUCCAUGCUCCAGGGCCUUCCAGGGUGUCUGGUCUCAAGUUCUUCCAUCAGGCUUGAGGAGGACAGUGUGUAGAGGAGGUGAGAGGUGGGACCCCAAUGGACCCCACUAUUUGGUUUUGUUUCUGUGAUCCUGGCCUGGCAUUUGCUUAGCUGGUGAGAUUCGACUAGCAGAGAAUCCUGAAGUUAAAGGAGGGCAGAUCCUAGCUGCGGAAGGUGGAGACUCACGUGGCUCUUUGGUGCAUCUUGGCCUGGGAAGGUGCCUCAUGGAGAGAGACUUGGCUGCAUGCAGAGUUGGGACUUCUCCUGAGAAGUCGCAGAGCUGAUGUUCGCCUGUCAACAGAGCAGUGACGUGCUCGGACUUCCUGUAUGUCCACCUGCCUCCUCAGCCCUGAGUUCAAGGACAGACUGGCUUGUGUAGGCAAAAGGAGGUGUUUUGCAAAAACACAACAGAUGAGCAGGGCUCCCCCCUCCCCAAGGGUCUUGGGGUCCCUUUGUUCCCUACAUGGACCUGGAGGUGCCUGAGUGCAUUGCUGUCCCGGAGCUGCUUGCUUUUGCACAUUUUAAGGUGACCUGAAAGUCACACCUCUUCAGGACUUAGAGGCUGGAGCGUUAGGCCUUCAGGGGCUUGGAGCCUCUGCAUAUGAGGAGUCGGGCAGACCCAUGAGAUGGGGAAGCUCAGAGCAUUUGCAUUGUUGCAAAGCCAACUCUGUGCAAUGGCAUGGAGAAGAGCCAGCCUCCCUCCUUCUGGGCGCUUGUCACCACCCAUGUCCCUAACUGGGGUCAAAAGUCCCAGCUAGGCCCAUUUUAGGCUGCUUCCUCCAAGAGGUUGUCUGUCAAGUGUCUGCUGUGUCCCUGGCACCACUCUGGGUACCUUGGGGAUCUCAAGAGUGGAAUGUCAUCUUUGCCUUGUGUCGAUGGCAUCUGUGACAUGUUUGCAGGUACUGCUUGCAGGGAUUAUGGGACAUGUGGUUCUAGAUGCCUAUAGUUUCUGUCUGUUAGUUUCUCUUCCCUUGUUGCCUCAAAAAAUGGGGUAGGAGAGGGUAUCUUACAGAAGAAACUCAGCAGUACAGUUUGUCCAAAUGACCCUUUAAGGAUGUCUCAAAGCUGGUGCCAAAGGUCACUUUUCUUCCCACCUUCUGCUGUGGAUCCUGGGACCAUGCCCUUUAAAGGGACAGGCCUGGGGUGAGGGUGGAGACCCAGACACCUGAAGCUGAGCAUGGAGAGAAGAGCUGCUUUGUUCGUUGAGAGGAGCCCUUUAGAGACUGCAUGUUUCCCUAACUGGGAUUAAGUGGGACAUGGGGACACGCUUUAGAUACUGCACGAUUGAGGUUCGUAUUUUUCACACCUUACCCUUCAAUUCCUUCCUGCCCCACCACCCCCUACCCUUUUUUAAUUGGCAGUCUUCCAGAGAGCAGGACUAUCUAGGUGUACAGUCCUUACAGCGUAAGACUUGGGGUCCUUCCUUUCCCCAGUAUUUUGAGUCAGGUCAGGUUGUGUGUGCGGCACAUGCAUGUGCAUGAGUAUUUAGGCUGCUCAUAUUUUUGGACCUGAGAGCCCUGUAGCUUUGCACCUGAGGGUGGUCUCGUAGCUGCCACCCUGGCCCUAUCCUUUAUGAGCUGAUACAGGUAGGGACUCCUUGAGGGUGUGUUCCCCGCUCACCCCUGGGGACCCGGAAUCACAUGAAGAGGAUUUUGCCUAACAUAGGACUUUAGUUUGGUGGGAGACUAGAUGGGGAGAGCAUGUGGAUAAGGUCAGGGAGAGAUCUUGGAGAAGGGAGAAUUCUGCUUCAUUUGAAAGCCAGUAACCUGACUUUUGAAGGGGUGUCGGUUGGUGGGUGCAUCUGACAUGCAGUCCUGGAACCUCUGCUUCUCCUGUCUUACCCCCACCCCAACCUCCAACCCCCCCAAAAGAAAACAAAACUGGGACCAAUUUUUUAAACUUUAUGCCAUAUUUGUUUUUUUGGGUAAGUUUCCCCCUUUCCUUUAACCAUGGGCAAAGCAUUCUGGGGAAGAAAAACUGUUUGAACCACACCAAUGAUAUUUUCGUUUGUAAUACUUGAAAUUUAUUUUUUUAUUAUUUUGAUAGCAGAUGUGCUAUUUAUUUAUUUAAUAUGUAUAAGGGAGCCUAAAAAAUAGAAAGCUGUAUAGAUGGGGUUUAAUUGUUAACGGUUUUGGGGGCCUCUUAUGUAUGACUUAUGACUCCUGUGUUCUGUAUAUUUGUCUGAAUUAAUGACCUGGAAUGAAGCUGUGCUAGCUUUUAAACAGGGGAUGCCUUUGAGAAAUUUGUAUAUUUUGCAUUUGCCGGAUCAAUAAAAAUAACUGUUUGAAAUACA
Ictidomys tridecemlineatus (thirteen-lined ground squirrel) is the source of this 4690-nucleotide messenger RNA. RefSeq names its product 6-phosphofructo-2-kinase/fructose-2,6-biphosphatase 3 (gene Pfkfb3). NCBI's taxonomy places the organism in Eukaryota, Metazoa, Chordata, Mammalia, Rodentia, Sciuridae. The record is from RefSeq and is a predicted model, not a curated record. Gene Ontology annotation, molecular function: ATP binding; fructose-2,6-bisphosphate 2-phosphatase activity; 6-phosphofructo-2-kinase activity. Gene Ontology annotation, cellular component: cytosol. Gene Ontology annotation, biological process: fructose 2,6-bisphosphate metabolic process; fructose metabolic process.